AUGUCACUUCACUGUUUCUUCGGUGUGGCUAUGCGGCCUGACGGUGUGCCGGUAACUCCACCCAUGCCGCCGAAUAGUUCACUGGUGCUCUCACACUGUGCGCUGACAUCUACCACCACAGGGCCCGUCACGCUGUACGUGCAGAGCCACGAUCAACCCCAUCGCUUUGCCGUUUGUACUCUGUCGCCAAAACACGACAUCUACUACGUUCCGCUGCAGCUUGUCUUCACGCAGAAGGUGUCAUUUAUUUUAGUGGCGGCGGGGGAGAAGCGCCCAGAUGACGGCAGCAAGCAGAAGGUCAGGAAAGAUGGUAAGAAUAGGAAUGGCAAGAAUGCGCACGACACACCGACGUCGCCGGAAAAUGUGGUGCAUCUGACGGGGUACUUUGAGAGUGACGAGGGCCAUCUCGCUAUGGCGAGUGACAACGACGACGAGGACGAUGAGGAUGAUUUGACUGAUUCCGAAGGUUGUGAUGGCGAUGUGAAGCGUGGGGCAGAGGCACGCGGUGCCUCUGGACGCAAACACGGGAAAUUGGGGGGCGAGGGGCAACAAGCUCCACGAAACAGGAGGGACACAUCGAAGACGACAAGCCUCGGCGGGGAGGGAAAUAACGCUGGAAACAAUCAUGCGGGUGCACGCAAGAAGAGAAAGAGGGGGUAA
Messenger RNA from Trypanosoma cruzi, 660 nucleotides. RefSeq lists its product as uncharacterized. The transcript has a single exon. Bases 1 to 660 code for a protein of 219 amino acids. Lineage: Eukaryota; Euglenozoa; Kinetoplastea; Trypanosomatida; Trypanosomatidae. The record is from RefSeq and is a predicted model, not a curated record.